Molecule: messenger RNA, 1110 nt
Organism: Varanus komodoensis (Komodo dragon)
Lineage: Eukaryota; Metazoa; Chordata; Lepidosauria; Squamata; Varanidae
Product: H-2 class II histocompatibility antigen, E-S beta chain-like
Exons: 8
Coding region: 1-1023 (340 amino acids)
Biological process (GO): immune response; immunoglobulin production involved in immunoglobulin-mediated immune response; antigen processing and presentation of exogenous peptide antigen via MHC class II
Cellular component (GO): MHC class II protein complex; membrane
Molecular function (GO): MHC class II protein complex binding
Source: RefSeq, a predicted model, not a curated record
AUGGCGGAGAGGGAGCCCAAGUCCAACAACGCCUCCGAGAUGGCGCCUCACGCUGCUUCCCGGAACAAAAUGGAUCCUCCUGGGGAACCUCCAAAACCCAUCUCCUUCGUAGGGGCAAAACCGGGCUCCCUCUACCCGGAGACUGAAGAAAAAGUUUCACUUCUGGGGCUGAGGCAGUGUUUCCCCUCGUCCACUUGUGGGGCAGCAGCAGCCAUGGGGCCUGAUUGGAUCCUCCCAGUGACGCUGGUGCUUCUGCUGGGGCCACCGCUGGUCUCCGGAGGGGGAGGGAGGCAGGAGUCCCCAGCCUCACGGCGGUUCCUGGCCCAGGACAAGUUCGAGUGCCGCUUCUCCAACGCGACGGGGCGGGAGCAGGUGCGCCUCCUGUACAGGUACAUCUACGACCGGACGGAGAUCGCGCGCUUCGACAGCGCCCUGGGCCGGUACGAGGCCCUCACGGUGCUGGGGGAGCCCGCAGCCGAGUACUGGAACAGCCAGGAGGAGGUACUCGCGGUCAAGCGGAGAGAGGUGGACUCCUUCUGCCGGUACAACUACGAGAAGAUCUACGGCCCCUUCGCGCACGGGCGGCGCGUCAAGCCCGUGGUCACCGUCUCCCCCACCAAGGACGACCCCCUCUCCCCCCGCACACUGCUGCUCUGCACCGCGGCCAGUUUCUAUCCCCGGGAGAUCAAGAUCCACUGGCUGAAGAACGGGCGAAGGGCAACAGAGGGGGUCUUAUAUGGAGAGGAGUUGCACAACGGGGACUGGACAUACCAGAUCCAGGUGAUGCUGGAGGACACGCCCCAGCGUGGAGACGUCUACGCCUGCCAGGUGGAGCACGCCAGCCUGAAGACACCCCUCAUCGUGCGGUGGGAGCGACGGACUUCCGCGUCUGCCAGGAGCAAAGUGUGGACAGGGGUCACUGGGGCCCUGCUGGGCAUGGUCUAUCUGGCCGUGGGGCUCUCCCUCUACCUGAGGAGCAAGAAAGCGUCUCCCGUCCAGCAACCUGCAGCGCUCAUCGGCUAGUCCUCCAGAGCACAGGCGGAAAAGAAGAUACUUCAAUUCUUCCUGCUGGAGCUCAGUUUUUCUAUUCUGUCCUUGUGAGAUGUGUAG